AUGGCUGAUUGUAAUUCUAAAAUUUUUCCACUUGCAGAGAAAGAACUUCAAAACAAAUUAAUUGAAUUUGUUCAACAAGCUCAACAAAAUGGGUUUGUUAAGAAAGGAGCAAAUGAAGCAACAAAAGCACUUAACAGAGGAAAGGCAGAUAUUAUUAUUAUAGCUGCUGAUACUAAACCAAUUGAAAUUGUUUUACAUCUUCCAAUUCUUUGUGAAGAUAAAAAUGUUCCUUAUGUAUUUGUAGGAUCAAAAGCAGCUCUUGGAAGAGCAUGUGGUGUUUCAAGAGAUGUUAUUGCGGUUGCAAUUAUUAAUGAUAAAGGAAAAUCAGCACCAUCUGUUGAAACAAUGAAAGAUGAAAUUGAAAAGCUUUUAUUCUAA
Entamoeba dispar SAW760 is the source of this 378-nucleotide messenger RNA. RefSeq names its product ribosomal protein l7ae, putative. Gene Ontology annotation, cellular component: box C/D methylation guide snoRNP complex; small-subunit processome; U4/U6 x U5 tri-snRNP complex. Gene Ontology annotation, molecular function: RNA binding. The coding region runs from base 1 to 378 and encodes 125 amino acids. Gene Ontology annotation, biological process: mRNA splicing, via spliceosome; maturation of SSU-rRNA; ribosome biogenesis. The transcript is spliced from 2 exons. NCBI's taxonomy places the organism in Eukaryota, Evosea, Mastigamoebida, Endamoebidae. The record is from RefSeq and is a predicted model, not a curated record.